Molecule: messenger RNA, 4134 nt
Organism: Micropterus salmoides (largemouth bass)
Lineage: Eukaryota; Metazoa; Chordata; Actinopteri; Centrarchiformes; Centrarchidae
Gene: rab22a
Product: RAB22A, member RAS oncogene family
Exons: 7
Coding region: 332-916 (194 amino acids)
Molecular function (GO): GTP binding; GTPase activity
Source: RefSeq, a predicted model, not a curated record
AAAAAAAGAGCCGAACGGUCACGUGAUCACAAGCCGUAGUUCAAGAUGGAGACUAAACGGUUUGCUGGCUUCACUGUUAGCUAGCUAGCUGUUUACAAUAACCACAAUAUGGCAAAUACGACGGAAAACUGGACGUUUUAACGCUAAUAGCAAGAGUUGUUAUCUAACCUGGGACGUGCAUUUCGCAGCUUUUGACCACGAUGAAGUAAAGUUAUUUGUAAACAUAGACCACCAGAAGAAUAUUCAAGAUAAGAGGUAACUUAUACAGCCAGAGGAGGAAAACUGUCAAUGGUCAUCUUCACAAACUCAUUUUAAGAGAGAGGAGAUCGAUAUGGCGCUGAGGGAGUUAAAAGUUUGUCUCCUGGGGGACACUGGCGUUGGAAAGUCGAGUAUUGUUUGGAGAUUUGUGGAGGACAGCUUUGACCCAAACAUCAACCCAACAAUUGGAGCAUCCUUCAUGACCAAGACAGUGCAAUACCAAAACGAGCUGCACAAGUUCCUGAUCUGGGACACGGCAGGACAGGAGCGGUUUCGUGCUCUAGCGCCGAUGUACUACAGAGGUUCAGCUGCGGCCAUCAUUGUUUAUGACAUCACGAAAGAGGAAUCCUUCCAAACACUGAAGAACUGGGUGAAGGAGCUGCGCCAGCAUGGUCCUCCUAAUAUAGUGGUCGCCAUCGCUGGCAACAAAUGUGACUUGUCAGAUGCCAGGGAAGUGCCAGAGAAGGAUGCCAAGGACUAUGCUGACUCCAUCCAUGCCAUCUUUGUAGAAACCAGUGCCAAGAAUGCCAUUAACAUCAACGAAGUGUUUAUAGAGAUAAGUAAGCGCAUCCCCAUUGCAGACGCAGCAGGAGGUACUUCGGGAAAAGGUUUUAAACUGGGACGGCAGGCCUCGGAGUCUCGCAGGACGUGCUGCUGAUGAUGCCGGUGACCCCACAUGACAUGUGACCUGACCUUUGCUUACCCUCUGUGUCCCCGGCCUGCUUCAGCUUACAGCCACCACACGCCGUCAUAAAACCCUGCUAUCUCUGAAACCAUGGGCCAUAGCAAAUGCAUUUUUACAACAACAGUAAAUCUUCAUAUAUUGUCUUAAAAUUGCCGGAGAAACAUUGUUAUGCCUGCGUUAAUACAUCCAUGUCUAAAUGAAAGAUCCCUAUAUAUAUAUAUAUAUAUAUAUAUAUAUAUAUAUAUAUAUAUAUAUAUAUAUAUAUAUAUAUAUAUAUAUAUAUAUAUAUAUAUAUAUAUAACAUAAACCAUUAUGGACAUCAACCACUGCUUAUUUAAGCCCUAGGUUGAUCAGAGAAACUUUAUAGCUGCAGAUUCAUGGAUUCAGAAAUCAUUUUUACUUACAAAUCCACUAUCUUUCGACCAAAAUAUGGGCUAAAAAUGGUUCAGUUUCACCAAAUUAUUUUGAUAGUACUUAAGUUACUGCUUUUUGGAGGGGAAGGUCUCUCCCAAAUCAUUCUCAACUUUGUGAAGGAUCCAUCUAUACAGUUGUGUGUGUAAUCACUAAUUUAUCAUAAUGCUUUGAUGAAAGAGGUUGUGGUAAUCAGCAGUACCUAUCUCUCAUCAGCUUUUGGAAGGAUAUUUAGAGAAAUGAUGGUGAUUCACAGUCAAGCAUGAAGGACUGGGAAAACUAAAUUGAAGUUUUAUUGUGUGAUUGCUGUUUUCAUCAAGAGGUUUUUCAAGGCAAAAUUCCAAGUGGGUGUUUUGAUGUAAAUUGCACUGUUAAAAAUACAGGAAUGAAAGGUGUGUAGAUUCCUUUACAUUAAAGGAGUAGUUUGACAUUUUGUGAAAUACGCUUAUUUGUGCCCUAACCUAUGGUGAGAUGAGAGUAUCAACACCAAAUAUCAUAUCUUGAUUUGGUAAAUAUGAAGCCGGAGCCAGUAACCAGUUCAUGUACUUAGCAUAAAGACUGGAAAUGUGGAAACAACUAGCCUGGCUCUGUCCAAAGUUUACAAAAUCUACCUGGCAGUACCUCUCAAGCUCACUAAUUAACACAAUGUAUCUCAUUUGCUAAGCUAACCGGCUGCUGACUGUUGCCUUAUAUUUAAUGGACACAUAUGAGAAUGGUAUUUCCCAAAAAUGAACUAUUCCUUCAAUUUCAAACUAUUGUUCUCUUUGGCUGCUCCACACUUCCGCUUGUAAUCAUUGAGAUGGUAUCAAGUGAAUCCUGAAUAUGAAGUUCCCCAUAGUGCACACAGUACACUCACAAUAUCACUUUAGCUUUAUUUUUCUCUAAUCUUAUUAUAACUGUUCACUGGCUAGCCUGUCGGUCUAUGGUCAGUCCUCAAUCCUUUGCUGCUACUUUACAACAGUUUUACAGGGGAGGCUGAUACUUGUGAGGUCUUGCCAAAUUCAUUAAGUGUUCCAUAAACAUUUUUCAUUCCCCCGUAAUCAGCAGGGGUUCUCACAUGCAAUGUUGUUGUUUUACGGCUUGGCACUGUGACAGUGAGAUCUGGAAACUGGACAUCGUUUAGAGGAUACUGAGAUUGUAGAGCUUAAAUUUCCCCUUAGCAAAACGUCAUAGGUGCCGAAUUAGAUGUGGCACUGUGUCGACAUGCUGACCCCUUAAUGAACCUUAGUCUCCAUUCUGCUUUGAAUUACUGUAUGUGCUUUGUUCCAGGGUCUGCCUUUUGAGUUGACUUUCUCCCACCUUUUGCCUCAUUCCUCUAAAUUCCAGGCACUUAAGGAAAGUCCAGCUUUCAUUUUCAGUCAAACAAAUAUGGUACACCGUACAACAGCUUUCACAGAGCUCUACAUCACUUCUUAUGUUCAUGAAAACCAUUAAUACUCUGUGAUCCCUCUGCUAUGUUACAGUAGUUUCAUUUACCUCUUAUACUGGCCAAAUUGAACUUCAGUAGCAGUUGACUCAUGAGUCCCCACAGACUUAUUAAUUAUGUGUAAUUUCAUGCUUGUCUGUAUCUUUUGAGUCCUUUUAGGCCCAAAACCUCUUAACAAAGUUGCCAAAAAAUACAGAUGUGGGCUCAAUUAGACCAAUCCAUUUCCACAUUUAUAAAUUUUGAUUGUGUGCUUUUCUGUCAGCGCACACCACUUUAUUUGCCUUCAAGCAUCUUAAAUGUAUGUGUUAUUGAUGAGUUGUGUGCUAAGCAGCAGUGCCUAUUUUUUUCAGGAUGUUUCAAUGGAGUGCAAUAGUAGUUACUAUGACAAAGGUAAAAUGUGACCUAAUCCAAGAAAUUGGUUACAGAGUGAUUCACACUCAUGUGACAAUGUGAUCUCAUUCUCUGCAGUCUCAAACAGAUUAUGAUGACAGGUUUAGAUUGACCUCAGUUUUGCUCAGACUUGAUCAAAUGAGCAGUGUGAAGAGGCCAACCAAACCUGUAGAAAACCAUAGUGGCUUUCGCUAUUGACUUUGAUCAUUUGCCCUGCACUACAUCAUAAUGCUCUCUAAAUAGCUUCAGCAAUUAUAUCAGAAAGGGAAGCACUCUGGUACUUUGAAAGCUGCACUUUGACUGUUUGUAUUAAUUGACCCCUAUUACUAACUCUCAGUCUGCAGUCUGUCUUAUUAUCUCAAAUCACUCGAUGAAACAUUCUUGUGAUGGUUUCAGAUUCCUUUAUGUCCCUUGAUGUUACUUUAGGUUUUGACUGUUUGCUCAGUUCUUAUUGCUAUGCCAAAUAAUGUCAAACCAUUUUACUACACCAUGCAUAGUUAACCUUUUUUUAAUUGUUAAUGUAAUAUAAUAUAAUGAUUGAAAGUGUUAAUCACAUAAAUGUGUAAAAAAGAUUUGAAGUUUGAUAAUAACUCACAUGUUUUUCCCUUAUUUGGAAACAGGAGGCAUGGAAAGAUAUUGUAUGCCAGUUUUUUUCAUUGAAAAAUAUUAAUAGUCUUGGGCUGGCCCUGGGAAUGUGAUUAAUCUAUAUUAUGUAUAUUUUUCAGUGUAGAUAUAUACCAUCCAAUUGUACACAAAUCAGUGACUAUAUUCUAUUCUAAGCCAGUUGUAGACUCGUACACCAUUUGCAGUAAUUCCAUCAGCAUUGUAGUUACCAUAUUUAGCUUUUUACUGUUUCAUAUUGAUUGUAACAAAAUGCCUGACAACACUUGUUUGCAGUGUAUUUCUAAAUGUGUAAAAAGGGAAUUGUCAAUUUGUUUACUAAUAAAAGAUUGACAAAAAUAUA